Molecule: messenger RNA, 2957 nt
Organism: Thalassophryne amazonica
Lineage: Eukaryota; Metazoa; Chordata; Actinopteri; Batrachoidiformes; Batrachoididae
Gene: prmt9
Product: protein arginine methyltransferase 9
Exons: 13
Coding region: 121-2670 (849 amino acids)
Biological process (GO): peptidyl-arginine methylation
Molecular function (GO): protein binding; protein-arginine omega-N monomethyltransferase activity
Source: RefSeq, a predicted model, not a curated record
CCGGGUGAUUUACGAAACGGACUUGUUUUCUCGUUAGCUUUGUUUUAUAGAAUAAAAAUGAGAACCUAAAAAAAAUUUAAACGUAAUUUACGUUGACCUUCCGCAGGUCCUUUUGCCAGGAUGCCUCAUGCCAGUGCGAAGUCAAAGCAUGGCAGGAGGGCCCGAAGGCGACAUAGGGAGGACCCCGCCAGGAACGAGCUGCUCUCCUGUUCUUUAGAAAGUGCCCAGCAGUGCCUGUUUAACCAUGACUACGGGACUGCGUUUGUGCACUACCUCCUCGUCCUCAACCUGGCGCCCGAGUUUAAGAACUUUGCAAAGGAGUCGUUCAGAUUCACGCUGUUUAAAUGGACGGAAGAGCUGGAGUCUGUGGGACGCAUUCAGGAGCUCUUUGACUGUUAUGAACAAGCGUUGGAGCUUUUCCCUUCGGAUGAGGUUAUCCUGAACAGUAUGGGUGAACACCUGUUCAGAAUGGGAUUUCGAGAUGAAGCUGCGUGUCAUUUCCACAAAGCCCUGAAGGUGAGACCGGAGUACCCUGAAGCCAGGGAGAACUUCUAUCGUGUGGCCAACUGGCUGGUGGAGCGCUGGCAUUUCUUAAUGCUCAACGAUCACGGGAGGAACCGGAAGUACCAGCAGGCCAUUCAAAAAGCAGUCCAGAGCGGCUGCAGCACUGUACUUGAUAUAGGUACUGGCACUGGAAUCCUUGGCAUGUGUGCUAAGAAGGCCGGAGCCGCUGAAGUUUAUGCCUGUGAGCUGUCGAAGACGAUGUAUGACCUGGCCUGUGAGGUGGUGACCGCAAAUGGAAUGGACGGCAGCAUCAAGAUUCUUCAUAAAAAGUCUAUGGAGAUGGAAGUGCCCAAAGACAUCCCGCACAGGGUGUCUUUGGUGGUGACUGAGACAGUCGAUGCAGGUUUAUUUGGAGAAGGCAUCAUAGAGAGUCUGAUUCACGCCUGGCAACACCUACUACUACCUCCACAGAGAGGUGACGAUGAAUUUCAAGCACCACCUUCUGUGACCGGACGGGUCAUCCCAGCUGGAGCCACCAUGUUUGGAAUGGCCAUUGAGUGCGCAGAGAUCCGUAGGCAUCACAGACUUUGCGUGUCGGAGGUGGGUGGGUUGUCCUUGGCCGCAGCAGGACAGCUCUGCAGUCCAGUGAGCUGCAGCGCUGAACCCGAUGAUGCCACUGAGCCAUAUACUACAGAAAGACUCAUCAGAGUGCCAGGGGGGUAUAAACCUCUCACCAAUCCAUUCAGGGCCCUCAAUAUAGAUUUCAACAAUAUGCAGGAACUGGAAGGGUUGAGCUCCAGGAAGGUUCACCGAAUCCACCUACCUGUCACUGAGCAGGGGGAACUGGAUGCUUUGGCGGUGUGGUUCCAGCUCCACCUGGAUAAAGACAACUGUUUGUCUACUGGACCUGAGGAGGACACUUGCUGGGAACAAGCCAUCUACCCUGUGCACAGUAUCAAGGGUUUUUCCCUGAAACGUGGAGACGAGCUGAUUGUUGACAUCUCCUGUCAUGAUGCCUACUUGAGGCUCUAUACUGUUGCUGUAGUGAGAGAUGGACAUGAAAUCUAUUUGGACAAACAUCUGGAGUAUCGCCGUACAGAAAGCUCCAUUUGUAACUCAAACCCGGAAGCCGAACUCUGCAGUGCUUUAGCAUGUCUCCAAACAGACCGGAAUCGAGGCACAGACUUCUGUUUGCUAGAGUGUUCAGAAAUGGCACUCUUGAACAAUAAAGAUUACCACCAGAGUUUCCGGAAUGCACUCUCCAGACUCAUCUCCCAGCUGAAAGUCGCUCGCCAAAACCAAGAGCGGGGGUCUGGUGUCCAAUCUGACGGACUCUCCACUGACUGCCAUGAUCUGUUCUAUGUACUAGAUGUGUCUGAGGGCUUCUCGCUACUCUCACUCAUUGCUGCGAGCCAAGGUGAUGUAAAAGCCUUUAGCUCUGUGGAAAAGACCAAGCAGCAGGAGGUUCUAAAGAGAAUGGCUUUAUCCAGUAAUAUCCCCAAGCAGAACCUUGAGUUCUGGCUCAAUAAUGUGGAUGGCGAGCAAGCGAUGCUCCAGAGGCCUUCCAAGGAAAAGCUGUGGAGUGCUAUCAUCCUGGACUGUAUAGAAACCUGUGGCUUGAUCAGACAGAAACUGAUGGAGAAAGCCUCCCUGGCCAGGUGUCUGCUGGAGGAAGGAGGGCGCAUUUUCCCAGAGCGGAUCGUAAUAUAUGGAGUACUGGUGGAGUCAGACACGCUGCUGAUGGAAAGUGCCGUCCAGGGUCUGGAACCGACGCUGGGGUUCAAUAUUGCUCCCUUCAUUAACCAGUUUACUGUCCCAGUUCACGUGUUUCUGGACUUUUCCACGCUGGACUGCAGACAUCUCAGCGAAUCUGUCGAGCUCUUUGCGCUUGACCUUACUGACGCAACUGCAAACUACACAAACCGAGAAAUCAAGGUCCAGGCUACUUUAGCGGGCAGAAUAACUGCAAUCCCCUUUUGGUAUCAAGUUCACCUGGAUCAGGAAAUCAGUGUCAGCACCCUCAGCCAGAACUCACACUGGAAGCAGGCAGCUGUGGUGCUGCAGCAGCCCCUGGAUGUGCGAGCCAGGGACUGUGUUCGCCUCAGUGUCAUGCUCCACAAGAGCACCAUCUCCAUGUCAGCCUGCAUAGAUAAUACCACGGAGUAACCGCCAUUUUAUUACAGUGAUGCUGUUAGACUUGUUUUGAUAAACUCAUAGUAAGACAUUUCUAACUAUAUUUAUGAAAAAUAUAUAACUAUUAACUAUAAUCAGUUUUGUAAAAAAAAAAACAAAAAACUUGCUGUAUUAAGUUUUUGAAAAAAGUGAAAAUUUCUUCAUAAAUACAAGACACAAUAACUGUAAGAUUUAUUAGACAUGAUUUAUUGAAGCUGUCAAUGGAUGGAAUUAAAACAUAGAUGUCUAAAAUGUGCUGAUGUAAUCCUGUCAGUUUUAUA